This is a messenger RNA of Maylandia zebra (zebra mbuna), 3445 nucleotides long. RefSeq names its product triokinase/FMN cyclase (gene tkfc). Gene Ontology annotation, biological process: glycerol catabolic process. Gene Ontology annotation, cellular component: cytosol. Gene Ontology annotation, molecular function: ATP binding; glycerone kinase activity. The record is from RefSeq and is a predicted model, not a curated record. NCBI's taxonomy places the organism in Eukaryota, Metazoa, Chordata, Actinopteri, Cichliformes, Cichlidae.
GUCAGUCUGAGUAAAGCUUUCGGAUCUGACGCUACUCAUUGUGCCUGCUGUCGGAAGAGUGAGAGAGCGAGAAAAGUUAAGAUGGAGCCCCAGAAGAAGUUGAUCAACUCAGCAGAGAGUUGCGUGGAUGACGCCCUCCUCGGCCUCGUCAGGGCCUCUGGGGGCCUCUCUCUGCUAAAAGGCCACAGGGUUGUGCUUCGGUAUGACCUUGAAAACCUCAAGGGAAAAGUGGCCCUCCUCUCUGGAGGGGGGUCGGGCCACGAGCCUGCACACGCAGGUUAUAUCGGAGCAGGGAUGCUGUCGGCGGCUGUUGCAGGAGGAGUGUUUGCAUCGCCGCCUCCUGGCAGUAUCCUUGCUGCCAUUCUCUCUUUGCACAAUGCAGGAGCCUCUGGGGUCCUUCUCAUUGUGAAGAACUACACAGGUGACCGCCUUAACUUUGGAUUGGCUGCAGAGCAAGCUCGUAACCAGGGCGUUGCUGUUGACAUGGUGAUAGUUGCGGAAGACUGCGCCUUUGACCAACCAAGUAAGGCUGGAAGAAGAGGCUUGUGUGGCACUGUCUUCAUACAUAAGCUGGCUGGUGCUUUAGCAGAAGAGGGCUGCUCAUUGGAUCAGAUUGUUUCCAAGGUGACGGAGAUUUUAAAGAGGAUCGGCACUCUGGGGGUGAGUCUGUCUCCAUGCAGCGUUCCCGGCUGCCUGCCUUCCUUCGAUCUACCGCCAGGAGACAUGGAGGUCGGGCUGGGUAUCCACGGGGAACCUGGAAUAAAGAGGUCAAAGGUGGCCUCUGCUGAUGAGGUGGUCAAGACCAUGAUAGACCACAUGACCAACCCAAGCAGCCAAUCGCAUCUGCCGCUGAAAUCAGGAGACUGUGUGGUUGUGUGCGUGAACAACCUUGGAGCUCUGUCUUGCCUAGAGAUGGCUGUGGUGACUAGAUCGGCCAUCAUCUGCCUGGAAAGCCGUGGAGUGGUGGUUGCCAGGGUGAUGUCUGGGUUGUUCAUGACCUCUCUGGAGAUGGCAGGAGUGUCGCUGACCCUGAUGAGGGCUGACAAGGAAACACUGAGGCUGAUAGAUGCUAAGACUACUGCCCCUGCCUGGCCAAACCUCAGCAAUGUGUGUUUGAGUGGACGCAGCUACAUCACAGAACCACAAACAACCAUCAAACGGCCACAAGAUGAGAAGCACUCUGAAGGACCACUUAGUCCUGUGAUGCAUAAAACCUUGGAGAAGAUUUGCUCCACUCUGUUGGAAAAGCAGGAGGAACUCAAUUCCCUUGAUCGUGCUUCCGGGGAUGGAGACUGUGGUAAUACUCAUGCUCAGGCUGCUAGAGCCAUUCAGGAGUGGCUUCAAGGACAUGUGGUCCCCGGUUGCCCCGGGAAGCUGUUAUCAGUCGUUGCUGGAUUGGUGCAGGAGAAAAUGGGCGGGUCUUCAGGAGCGUUGUACAGUCUGUUCCUCACUGCGGCAGCCGGUCAUGUGACCGAGGGGCGGAGCAAUGCUGCAGCCUGGGCCACUGCUAUGAAUGCUGGGACAGAAGCAAUGAGAAAAUAUGGUGGUGCCGCCCCUGGAGACAGAACAAUGCUGGAUGCUUUGUGCCCUGCAGUUGAUGAACUGAUUAAGCUGGCCACAGCUCCAUCUGGUGGACACAUGGCUGUACUGCAAAGUGCUGUGAAGAAAGCUGCUUCAGGAGCGGAGGCAACUCGUGACCUUAAAGCAAGGGCUGGGAGAGCCAGCUACAUCUCACCCAACCUGGUCAGCCUGCCAGACCCUGGUGCUGUAGCUGUGGCAACCAUCUUGAAAGCUAUUCUGGAGGUGCUAGAGGGGCGAAAGUGAUGCAGCCACCAGGAUAAGAGUAGAGGGCUAAUGCUACCUAAACAAAACUGUGAUGCAAGAGUGAUUAUCAUUUAAAAUAUUUUGAUUUUGUGAUGCAUAUUUUACAUUUUUGGAAGCUAUUUUUCACACUAUACACAAAGUAAGUCAUUACAAGCUGUUAAACUGAGUUUACGAAACAAAAGGAUGUAAAAAAUUAUGGCAGCAGUGCAAAGAUGUAAAGCAAAAAUCAAGAAAAAUAACUUUGGUAUUGUCUCUAAAACAUAUUCCAUUGAAAACUGAAUCAUAUGAACAGCAGGAGACUUUUGUAGCAGAAGGGAAUAUUCAUAGUUUCUACUAAUAAAGGAAAAAUCUAUUAAUAGAUUGGUGUUAGUGAUUUUGGGAUUUGUUAUUAAAAAAGCAAGAUCCAUUUAUCCAUUUUUCUGGUACUGAUCUGGGAUCACAGGGAUUACUGGCAUUCCAGAGAAGCCAGAGUCCAUCUCUUGAAAGGCCAAACUCUUCACUCUGUCUCUAAGGGAGAGCCCAGCUUUUUUCACUUUGUGAUCAGAUGCUCCAUCACCGUUUCUUCCUGCUGCAGCGAUGAUCUUGACUUUAUGAAGGGUUUGUGUGAUUGAUAUCAGUAUGAUUCAGAUAAUUAGUGAAGAUAAAUGUUUGGGAAAUUCUUUUGUUGCAUUUCCUGCUAUAUGAUGUGCAGUAAAGAUAAUCCUAAAGGCUGCAAUACAGCAGCUUUUAAAGUGAGGCCACAGCUCGUGCACACUAAGAUGAUCGCUUUCAUGCAGCACAUAAUCUGUUGCCAGGUCUGUAGACCUUUUUUUUAUUGUUCAGAUACACGUUUGUUCUUCACACAACACAACUUUUAUAGCAGCAGCAUUCAUAGUUCAUUGGUGGGUUUAACACCUACUAUGGUAAAAGGUUCAGGAUGUGAUGAUAUGAAAGGAAAAUAUUAUUAACAUGAAGAUGACCUGCAUUCAUCUGUGCAUGCAUUCAUGCAAACAUCCAUCAUCCAUGCAUGCAUGCAUGCAGUCAUCUACCCAUACAAUAUCCAUCCAUGCAUCUCCAUAGUAAUCCAUGUAUCCAACCAUGUAUGCAUUGUUCAUUCAUCCAUUCAUCCUUCCAUGCAUGCAUGAAUCCAAACAUGUAUACAUCAUCCAUCCACCCAUCUACACAUCUAUCCAUGAUUCCUGCAUGCAUCAUCUGUCUACCUAUCUAUCCAUGCAUCCAUCAAAGUGUCCAUCUACCCUUUGAUGUCUGUCAGUCUGUUCGUGUGUCCGUACGGUGUUAUCUUCAUAUUCAACUCUGGGUCCUGAAGGGAGUUGGAGCAGCUGCUUCUUUUAUAUAUUUUUAAUUUUAAAUAUGAAGGUCUUUUAUCUUUCUUGUUCCACUGUGUGGCAUAAUACAGAUUAAAUGUAGUUUAGAUUCCAGUGCAGUAGGACAGUCCUGAUAUAAUAAAGUAACUAAGACAUAUUAUGUGUACAUAUAGAUAUGUGUGCUUUAACAGCACACACCCACUCCCUGUCCUCUUCCACACAGUGAAAAUGAGUGGACAUGGUUCAACAACCGUCUCGUGAUUCUCACAGUCUGUAAAGAUUUUUCUCUUUGAUGAUUAAAACGUGCAGAUAAAGUC